Messenger RNA from Selaginella moellendorffii, 804 nucleotides. RefSeq names its product probable C-terminal domain small phosphatase. The coding region runs from base 1 to 804 and encodes 267 amino acids. The transcript has a single exon. Gene Ontology annotation, molecular function: phosphoprotein phosphatase activity. The record is from RefSeq and is a predicted model, not a curated record. NCBI's taxonomy places the organism in Eukaryota, Viridiplantae, Streptophyta, Lycopodiopsida, Selaginellales, Selaginellaceae.
AUGUUGCGCGUCAAGUUUGGGCAGCGAUCUAGGUACUUGUGCACCACGAUCGCCGCUGUUCAAGACGAGCAUUCGCUACUGCCUCCUCGCUCGAGAGAAUUCGAGGGUAGAGGCACUCUGGUACUCGACCUAGACGAGACUCUGGUUUACAUCAAGUGUGAGCAAGGAUGCCUCGUCAAUUGCGAGUGUGGCGAGGGUGAUGGCUUCUACGUUGCCAAGAGGCCCUGCGUUGACGACUUCUUGCAGCUGAUUGUUGCAAACUUUGAGGUGGUUUUAUGGACGGCCUCUCCGCAGCCGUAUGCCGAGGCUGCUCUGGGACUGCUGGAUCCCGAGGGGCAGAUUUUCGCGCACAGGCUCUACAGGCAGCACUGCGUAGGGGGCGUGAAAGAUUUGUCCCGGCUGGGGCGGGACUUGAGCAUGGUGGUUGUGGUGGACGAUCAAAUCUCCAACUUUCCCAGUGCGCUUCUGCACAACAUGAUUGCCAUCAAGCGGUUUAUCCGGGAUGGAAGCGACGAGCAGGAGCAGGAUGUCACACUUCAAAAGCUUGGGCAGUUGCCCACCAGGCUUCUGAGGGAGUCCCCAUUGGACUUCGUGAAGUGGUUGGACGAAUUCAGGGAGGAGGGGUUUUUCGAUGCGAUUAAAAGCAUUGGGGAGAGAGCAAUGCCGUGGUUGCCCUCUUGGAGAAGGGACAAGCUUCAAAGUGGUUUACCUUUUGUAGCUGAAGUUCAAAUGCCCGUUUACGUGCCACUUCUCAGCGAAAAGUGCAAUGAAGACUUCUUUAGGUUACACAUGAUUUUAUUUUAG